This is a messenger RNA of Thunnus maccoyii (southern bluefin tuna), 8307 nucleotides long. It is a transcript of the gene grik4, whose product is annotated as glutamate receptor, ionotropic, kainate 4. Gene Ontology annotation, molecular function: transmitter-gated monoatomic ion channel activity involved in regulation of postsynaptic membrane potential; kainate selective glutamate receptor activity. Bases 623 to 3526 code for a protein of 967 amino acids. The record is from RefSeq and is a predicted model, not a curated record. Gene Ontology annotation, cellular component: plasma membrane; kainate selective glutamate receptor complex; postsynaptic membrane. The transcript is spliced from 21 exons. Gene Ontology annotation, biological process: modulation of chemical synaptic transmission; monoatomic ion transport; synaptic transmission, glutamatergic. Lineage: Eukaryota; Metazoa; Chordata; Actinopteri; Scombriformes; Scombridae.
AAUAUUAAAUAAUAUUGAACUAUUGCCAGGCCAUCAGUCAAUUUUAAUAGACUUUCAUGUGUCCAUAUAUUUAAUUACUAAUAUUGACUUGACUAGAUUAGCUUCAGACAGACAGUGCAUUAAAGUUUCUUUAAAUGCAUACUCAUAUUUCACACAUUUCACAUACAACAGAUGUUAGAAAGGGUUUACUGUGCUUUUAAUGGAGUACUGUAAAAGAGUGGAAGGAGCAGCAGCUCAGCCCAGCAGGCCCAACCCACUUCAGCAUCAAGACAGCACAGACAGGGUCAGUCCAAGUCCCACACUAGCAGCAGAGCUCGAGCCAAGUUCUCAAGCAAGAAGGAGGUUCAGUUAGCAGAUGAAUGACCUACAGUGUCUGUUUGCAGAAGCCCAGCGUGCAGAGUCCAGACUGUGCGUGUGUGUGUGUGAGUACACACACGUGUGAGAGCCGGGGCCACAUACUAUAUGUGUAUGUGAGAUGAGGAGACGCUAAGUGGCUACCACAACCACCCAGAUCAGACAGCCUCCCGUGCUGCAAGAUGGAUUAGAGCCCCACACCUCAGGAGAUCAAAGGUGGCUGUGACAGGGGCACCCCCGGGGCAGGACCCAUGAGGAGUCAUAGAAGAUGCUCACAGCCUGGGCGCUUCUGCUCUUCUUAGCCAUGUGGGUGAGAAGCACCUCUGGUGGCCCGCUCUCCUUCAGAAUAGCUGCCAUCCUUGAUGACCCGAUGGAGUGCAGCAGAGGAGAGCGUCUGGCCAUCACGCUGGCCAAAGACAGCAUCAACAGGAACACUAACCGCUCCACCACUGGCAAGCUGGAGGUGGAUAUCUUUGAACUGCUGAGAGACAGUGAAUAUGAGAUGGGGGAAACAAUGUGCCAGAUCAUGUCUAAAGGGGUGGUGGCAGUCCUCGGUCCCUCUGCCAGUCCGGCCUCCAACUCCAUCAUCAGCAAUAUCUGCGGAGAGAAGGAGGUGCCCUAUGUCAAGGUGGCUCCAGAGGAUAUUCUGAAGGUUCAGUUCCCGCGGUUCACCACUCUAGACCUGAGGCCAACCAACAUGGACAUCAGCCUGGCUGUGGCCGGUCUUCUCACCUUCUUUAACAGCACCACCGCCUGCCUCAUCUGUGCACAGGCCGACUGCCUACUGAACCUGGAGCAGCUCCUCAGGCAGUUCCUCAUCUCCAAGGAGACUCUGUCAGUGCGCAUGCUUGAUGACAGCCAGGACCCAACCCCGCUCCUGAAAGAGAUACGAGAUGACAAGACAGCAACAAUUAUAGUCGAUGCCAACGCCACCAUGUCCCAUAUGAUUUUGGAACGGGCAUCAGAACUGGGGAUGCUGUCAGUCUACUACACUUACAUCUUCACCUCUCUGGAAUUCUCUUUACUCCGACUGGACGACGUGGCCGACCAACGAGUCAACAUAGUUGGUUUUUCUGUUUUCAACAAAACUCAUCCAUUCUUCCAGGAUUUUGUGCUAAGCCUCAACCGCUCCUGGCAAGAGAACUGUGACCAUGCACCCUUUGCUGGCACCCCGCUCUCCUCAGCUCUGCUCUUUGAUGCGGUAUACGCGGUGGUGGCGGCGGUCCAGGAGUUGAACCGUAGCCAGAACGUUGGCGCCAGUCAGCUCUCCUGCAAGUCCUCCAAGAUCUGGGAGCAUGGCACCAGUCUCAUGAAUUACCUGAGGAUGGUAGAAUUGGAAGGUCUAACAGGCCACAUUGAAUUCAACAGCAAAGGCCAGCGGUCCAACUACGCCCUGAGGAUCAUGCAGAACAGCAAGGAAGGCCUAAGGCAGAUUGGCCUAUGGCACUCUGAAAAUGGACUGUCAAUGGAGAAAAAGCUUCCAUCAAUCAAUGUGACAGACACCCUCUUCAACACUACUCUUACCAUCACAACAAUAUUGGAGAAUCCAUAUGUGAUGCUGCGGCAGAAUCACCAGGAGCUGGAGGGAAAUGACCGCUAUGAAGGCUUCUGCGUGGACAUGCUGAAGGAGCUGGCAGAUAUUCUCAAGUUCAAGUAUCGUAUCCGGCUAGUGGGGGACGGACUGUAUGGAGUUCCUGGAGCCAACGGAACGUGGACCGGCAUGGUCGGAGAGCUCAUCUCAAGGAAAGCUGACCUGGCGGUUGCAGGCCUCACCAUCACAGCAGAGCGUGAAAAAGUCAUUGACUUCUCAAAGCCCUUCAUGACCCUCGGCAUCAGCAUCAUGUACCGCGUCCACCUGGGACGGAGGCCGGGCUACUUUUCCUUCUUGGAUCCCUUCUCCCCUGGAGUCUGGCUCUUCAUGCUUCUGGCCUACUUGGCUGUCAGCUGUGUCCUCUUUCUGGUGGCCAGAUUGACACCGUAUGAGUGGUACAACCCCCACCCCUGUUUAAAAGGACGCUGUAACCUGCUGAUCAACCAGUACUCACUCGGCAACAGUUUCUGGUUCCCUGUUGGAGGCUUCAUGCAGCAAGGAUCCACCAUUGCUCCCAGAGCUCUGUCCACACGUUGCGUCAGUGGAGUGUGGUGGGCCUUUACAUUAAUCAUCAUCUCAUCCUACACUGCCAACCUGGCCGCCUUCCUAACAGUUCAGAGGAUGGAGGUGCCGAUAGAGUCAGUAGAUGACCUGGCAGAUCAGACGGCAAUUGAAUACGGCACCAUGCAUGGAGGAUCCACAAUGACUUUCUUCCAGAACUCUCGCUACCAGACCUACCAGCGUAUGUGGAACUUCAUGCACUCAAAGCAGCCCAGUGUCUUUGUGAAAAGUACUGAGGAGGGGAUCGCCCGUGUCCUCAACUCAAACUAUGCCUACUUGCUGGAGAGCACCAUGAACGAGUACUACCGCCAGAGGAACUGCAACCUGACGCAGAUCGGAGGACUGCUAGACACCAAGGGCUACGGCAUCGGCAUGCCACUGGGGUCAGUGUACCGUGAUGAGUUUGACCUGGCCAUCCUCAAGCUGCAGGAGGACAAUCGCUUGGAGAUCCUCAAGAGGAAGUGGUGGGAUGGUGGCAAAUGUCCAAAGGAGGAGGACCACCGUGCCAAAGGUCUGGGUAUGGAGAACAUCGGCGGUAUCUUUGUGGUGCUUGUGUGCGGCCUGCUGGUGGCUAUCUUCAUGGCAGUGCUGGAGUUUGUGUGGAUGUUGAGGCAGACACCAGGAACUGAGCAGUCAGUGUGUGAGGAGAUGCUUCGGGAGCUGCAGGGGAUCGUCCUGUGUCGCGACAGUCUGCAGGUGAGGCGCCGACGGGCAGCCUCAAUACUGCGGCCGCGGCCCUUACCACUGGAGGAGCGCCGGGCACGAGCCGCCGCCGCCAGCCUCAGCAAUGGCAAGCUAUGCGGGGGCACGGGACUGCCUGAACCCCUCUCUCACAGACUGGCACAGGAGGCUGCCCUGGUUGCGAGGGGCUGCAGCCACAUCCGCAUUUGCCCUGAGUGCAGACGCUUCCAGGGCCUGAGGAUGCGUCCUGCAGGGGCCACUGGGGCCCUCCCUUCUCCCACACACAGCGAGGAGAGCAUAGAGUGGGACAAGACCACAAAUAGCAGUGAACCUGAAUAACGCCCGGCGAUUCCAACAGGACUGACUUUCCCAGCAGCCACUUCUCUACUUCCCAGGGAUCAAAGGUCAUGUGGUAUUUUGAGUCAGCCGUUCAGAGCUUAAUCAUCAAGGGCAGGACAAUGCUGCGGACUCUCUCGUGCCAUAGAGGCAACAGCCAGCACUCAGUUUUGGAAUCUCCUGGGGUGAAUUUUUUCCUUGGUCAUAGGAAAAACUGAUGAGUCUGUCUCAUUGUGGUCUGUCCCUGUUGGCCCUCUGUACCGUGUAAAACAGGACGGACAAAAACAGCUAAGGGGCAUUUGUACUAUGCAGUAUUUUCAGUCAUUUAUCAUUGUGCUGUUUCUUUUUUUUUCUUUUUAAAUUAUUUCUAUCCUCUGUUGGAUUAUCAAUACUGAAUAUUGUUAUUCUAUUGUUCUUGGGGAAAAAAAAAACUUUAAACAAGUUCCUUUUUUAAUCAGACAAUUUACUGUAUGAACGUAUAUUGCCUCUGAAGAGCUGCAAAGAUGAACAGACUAAUGCAAGGUCAUCCCUCAAAUCCUAUUUUUUUUUUUUUUGAAAGUGCCAAAAACCAUAAGUAUUAUCUUGUGGCUGAAGAAAGCACCACAGCCUUGAGAAGACAACAAAAUCAUCUGAACCUGGAAAACAAACCAAGACAUACAGACACACGGACUUCUUUUAUAGUAGUGAUAUUCUAUUAAAAAAUGUUUUAACUGUUGGUAUCUCUGAAAGACAGCGAUGCAUGUCCAGAGGUGUUGGCAGAUGCUCACUGAAUGAUGAAUUGCUAAAGAAGGUUGAUGAUUUCCUGUUUUGAAUACCUGCUUUAUAACAUGAUGGCUAAACACACAAACACAUAUACACAUUCACUAUCCAUUUAUUUCCUUCUUCCUCUGUGUUGUGACAUCUCUUUCUCCUCCAUAUGUCCGACAUCUUUGGCAUCAUAACAUUUAUCACUUGUCUCCUUUAUGACCUCUCACUUCUAAAUGUGUACACGGUCUCCUCUACAGUAUCUUUCUCCGUCUCUUCAAGAAUGAUUUCAGGUUUCAUAAGGUCAAGGCUGUGUAUAAAUGAAACACAGCAUAUAUCAGACACAACCAAAAACACAUGAAAUCUCGGGUAAAGGGUUUUUUAUAUAUAUCAGCAGUUGACUUGAGUUCUUUUAAAUGUCAAGGCAGUUAAACUUUUAUUGGAUGUGAUGUUUUACACACUACUGGAGGAGUAUUUCAGUUCAGAUCGGGCUAGAUGCUCUCUGACAUUUUCAUACAUUUAUUUCUGCAAAACCUAAACUUAGAAUAUGUUAAUCAGGCAUUUAAGAGGCCGCUGCAAAUGGAUAAAGAAACAUAACAGAAAGUAGAUUCAAUCAAAUGUGUAUCAGUUCAGUUUUGGUAUUCAGAUAAGUGAGGUCAAACUGAAAUGAUUAGACCAAAUGAUUGGAUCAUGGAUAAUUAAUUCAGUUUUAUUGUGUUUAUGGAAAAAAUAGUCGUCUUUAUUUGUGUUUUUCCUAUAUAUCGAUCAUACCUCCUGAAGAAAACACUGAGGACAAACCACCAGCAACAGGAAUCUUAGGAGCCACUUACUUGUUGCAUAGACUGUGACACGUGAUGUAAUAUUUCCCCACUGAAUUGACUUUCUGAAGGUGUUACUGUUUGAUAGUCUGACUGUUUCAGAGGCCAUCCACCUGUCUACACUGCUCCUCGCUUAUCUCUGAUGUGUGCAUCAUUUUAAAUGUGCCCAUCAGGUUCUGUCAAUCACCAUCCCUCAUAACUAAACCACCAACUCAACACAAGCAUGAAGGUGCCGCCAUGGCAUCUCUCUUGUACUUUUAUUAGCCACGUUCAUUUUCUGUCUUUGUCAUUUUUUCACCUGCAGGUUGUCUUGGUUAAAAAACUCUUGCAUAAGCUCUUUUAAAGAAGCAGCCUGAAAAAUGGGUGGCUGUGCUGAUCAUUCACAAUGGUUAAAUGUGUUUCUGUUCAUGUAGAAUCAUAAUGAGAACACUUUAAGACACUUCCUGUAUAUGAGUGUCCACCUUGCCGUUGAAUCAUUCUGUCAUUUGGUUUAACAUUUCAUAUCCACAGACAUGGAAUCACCUCCUAUAUUUUUCAAGCUCCUGUUAUUGCAUCAAUGGUAAUGAUUGGUACACUGUUUCAGAAGCUGGUAAACAUGACUGUUGUGUAUCAACCAUUUACAGACCUGUAGUGAACUGCGAUAUUAGCACAAUUGUACUAAUAUAGACUUUUCAGUGAAGAGUGACUGGAAUCACAAAUGAGUAGAUUUUGCAUUCAAGAGGGUUUUUUCCAUUCUUUCAAUGUCAGUUCAAUCAGUUGCUGAAAAGAAUUUCAGGACUUCAAAAUGGUAUUUCGACUCAGGUCUGCAGUGCGUCUGAACCCCCAAAAGACACACAUAAGUGUUUGAAACAGCAUUGAAUCUGCUUGAUUCGGUACCCCAUAGAAAUCAAUAGGAAUGGCAGAGUUAUUGUUAUCAUUUGCUCAAGAGCCAAUAGUGCCAAUGCAUCUAAUCCUCAAGUAAUGAACAAUUAUAGUCCCACAGAAGGUGUGUAAAUAUAGUUUGAUCACCAGUAGUGGUCCAAAGUGGGUUUUUUUUUUUAUUCCAGCAGUAACAAUCGUUUGAAGCUGAUUAUGUUAAUAGAGCAGAGAGAUACAGACCUACAUGUGUAUACUUUGUAUGUGUUUAUUAUGGACAACUCAUGUAAUUCGGACACACACAGUACAUGUGGACACACUCACAGAUUAUGUGCAUAGUGGUAAAAACAAAUCUGUUCACAUUUGAUGUAAACUUUCUAUAUUUCUUUAUAAAAAAAUAACUUGUUAAAGGAAAAUUGCCAAGCAAAUAGCAAAAAAGACCCACAUUUCAUUACCAGUUUUAUAAAAGAAGUUUCUAUCCAUUUGCUGAAUGUCACUAAGAAACUUGUGAGAGUAAGAAGGCUCCCGCUGCACCCGAUGCUAACUUCUUAAACACUAAAAACAUUUACUGGGGUGCUAAAUCAAGCGUAGUUGGAAUGAGAUUGCCAAUUACCUUGAAGGCAUGAAAAGCAGUAGAGUAAGAAUUAAUACAAAUCCUUCUGAAACACUGGGCGACCUUCGCUGGGAGACCACUGAGAGAAGAUGGCAGGGUUUGGCUGCUAUAUUUUAUAUGCUUUAUUUUCUUAUGUUGACAUUUUUAUUCCAUUAUAAAUACAUUUCUUAAAACAACCUCCAUUUCGUGGGGUUUCUGGUUCUGUCUCUUCUUUACUCUGAUAGGCCUAUAUAUGACCUUUUGAGCUGUUUAGACCUGUCAUGCUAAAUAGCCUGUGAGUGCACUUUGUUUUUCAUGUUUUAUUAUUCGACUGGGAGAAAUAUUCAGACAGUGCUUCUGUUUUUGUGGUAACAUAUAUGCGUGCAGAGAAGAAGAAUGAGGAUUUAUGGAUUUCUAGCUGAGUAAACAUGACAAUUGUUGAGUGAACCAGAAGGACCUGAUGCAUCUACCUCUCGUUUCUCACCCGUGACUAAAUUAAAGUCUGCACACUCGUGAAUCAGUUGAACAGCUGAGAAUUUGUGUGGGUGGGAAGUCUUAACGGAGGCUAAUGAGUUUAACAACUCACUCAUGUGCUAUGUAGCCUACGCAUCCACUCACCCGUAGUCCAUCUAUCACUGUGAUUUUCAGUGGAUAUUUCUCUCUCAGGAUUGUGAGUGAGCACCACACUACACAAAAAACCCAGGAUCUGAUUUACAGUUUAAUUCAGACUUCCUCUCUCUCUCUCUUCUCUCCUCUCUGAGUGCCUGUCUCACUAUCUUCCCGCCGCAGCAUCAGAGAUGACAAGUUUUUCAGCGCACCAACGCCUGUAUGUUACAGUGCAUAUCCACACUAUACACACACACAAACACACACACACACCCAUAUAACUCUUACAAGAGUGACACGUGCACAUAAACAUCCGCCGCCACCUGCAUGUCACUGCUGUGUCGAGUUUAUUUCAUCGUGCUCAUGCUUCCCCUUCUGCCUCUGGUGCUCCAGGUCCAUAAAUUAAGUGCAUCUCUACCCACCACUGCCUAACUGCUGUUUGGAUUUAUGGAGCCCAUGAUGAGCAUUGAGUGCCUGCAGAGGUGUGUGAAAAUCCACUCCUCAAGCUUACCCAGUUGUAGCACAUAGCAUUACCAAUUUCCCUGUGACUGAUUGUUAUUCUUCAAGGAUUUAGGAAUUAUUGGAGGGAGGGAACGGGGUUGGCAUUUCACUCACAUAAACUUUUCUGAGCCCAGCAUCCAAUUCAAGGCCCCCAAGUAAUAUUUAGAAAUAUAUAAAAUAUUGUGAGUUUUAAAAAUGGUCUAUAACUCUGCAUUCAGUAUGAUUUUAUUGCUUUCGAGAGGCAAUUGUUAAAUCUGUUCAUCCCAUUUCUACUGCCAAAAUUGCAUCUCUUUGUCCAACAACUGCUUCCUCUUCUCUGACAGCAGAUUUCCAAAGGUUAACAGUGUGUAUGUAUAUAGCCACUAACAAGCAUUGGAACCAAGGAUACCAAUUGAAAGACAGAACAGUCUAUGAGUUGAAACUACCUAAUACACAGUGAGACUGGUGCACAUUUUUAAGUGAGAGCGUUUCUAUUGAUUUGUCGGCAAUUCAUUGCAAAAGGCUUGUUGUUGUUGUUGUGUGCUCAAAGAAAAGGUAUUCAGAGUGCGAGAAUUCUCUCCAAGGUGAGACGCUGUCAAGGCUGUUAUACAGCCUUUUGUUCACUGACAGUUGUUGUUGAACAUAUUGACCAAAACAUCUUGACAUUGUUUGUCUUUCAGAGAAAUAAA